Stegastes partitus (bicolor damselfish) is the source of this 1767-nucleotide messenger RNA. RefSeq names its product IGF-like family receptor 1 (gene igflr1). The transcript has 8 exons. Lineage: Eukaryota; Metazoa; Chordata; Actinopteri; Pomacentridae. The coding region runs from base 96 to 1019 and encodes 307 amino acids. The record is from RefSeq and is a predicted model, not a curated record. Gene Ontology annotation, cellular component: plasma membrane. Gene Ontology annotation, molecular function: protein binding.
AUUUUAACCUUGCGUGUCUGUGUGGAGGAAGUGGUACUCUGGAGAGCGCAAGAAACAUCUGACAAGAAACAGCUUUUUAUUUCAGUUUAUUGGAGAUGAAAGAGGGAAAAAAAUGCCCCGAUAUUAUGCGCUGGGAUCUGGAUUCAAAGCGAUGCAUUUCGUGCCCCAUAUCCCCAGGGUUUGAAGUAACACGUCAUUGUGGCUAUGACGACGAUGGCAAUUCGAACCACUCUCCUAAAACACAGUGUAAACCGGAGACAUUCAAUGACGGUAGCGGUGCGUUUUGUAAACCCUGUUCCAAAUGCGCUCCUGGACACCUGGACAAACCCUGCACCACAACUGCCGAUACCAUUUGCUUUGACCCCGGAACCAAGUCGACCAGAGUUCCUGCUACAACACCAGUGCCUACUCUGCACGUUUCCGCUUCACCCAGCAGCAAGACCCACGGAAUCACAAUUUCCACCCGAGGGCGAGAAACACAAGUCUCCAAUGUAUCUCUGGUACCAUGGGUAUUACCGUUAGCCAUCCUACUUUCCAUCGCGCUUGCUGCCUUAUUGGCUUUCAUAGUCAAUAUGAAACGGAAAAGAGGUCAGCAUAGACCAAUUGGGGAUAGCAGAAGAUCAUCUUAUGACAAUCCAGGCUUCACUGCUCUUUCUGCUCCAGCUGGUGACAACGUCCUUGAGGACAUUAUCAAUCAGAACAUCCUGUCAGCACCUCUGCAGACAGUGCUGGACAACUUGGACGUUCUGGAGGAGUUGGUGAUUCUGUUGGACCCGGAGAGCCCAGGAAUAAAGAACACGAAACAUCUUGCGUCGCUCUGCUCCUUCCCCUCCACCUGGACCACUUACGCGUACUCCAUGAAGGAGAGUAAGAGCCCCCUGAAAGCGCUGCUGGAGGGGGUCACCAGCAGGAACCCUGACUGGACUGUAGGUCACCUGGCGAAGCUGCUCAGACACAUGGAGCGCAACGACGCCAUCGCUGCUCUUUCUAAAAUCAGAUUGAAUGUGAUUGGCGUAUAGUAGGUGUUUCACCUGACUGCUAGAAGAAAUUGAAGUAUUAUAUCUUUUUUUCUGAAGUGUAAGGCGGUGCUUUGCGCAUCGGGGCUGCAUAAUGUAUCAUUCCAGUAUCUCGUAUUAUCACAAUGUGAAUUAAGGCAAAUUUGCACUACUUAAUAUGUUCGCUUCAGACCUGUCACUUUUUCGUAAAAGCUGCAACGACAGUCGAUCGAGGCCGGGCCUGGUGAUGUUAUAUAUAUAUAUAUCACAUAUCAAGUCAUAACUGCAUGCAUUCACUUUAAUGCAUGCACAAGUGAUGUUCUUUGACAUCGUUUAUUUUCUUCAUAUUUAAGCACCAAUAUCCAAAAACUUAAUUUGCUAAUUUUUUUCUUUUCUUUUUCUGCUGCUUGAUACAAAUCUACAGAAGAUUCAUUUCAUGUUAAAGGGCUUUGGAUGGACUGAGUUUGCUGUCUGGCAUGUAAACUCCCACACUUGCUCAGCAAAAUGAGAAACAGGAGGGAAUUCCUGAAAAGCAAAAGCAAGAUAAAAAAAACAACAACAAUGUCAGCUGUUUGGAAAUAUUUUGGCAUCAGAUAACAUGAUGUUGACUAAGUCUGCGGGCUCUCCGUCAGCAGUGUCUUGCAAUAAAGUAAAGGAACGCAACAAAGUCAUCGGCACAAGGCCGAACUCCAAAGCAAGUAGUGCUUUGGAUAUUUAGCCAGUGUUGCCCCAUAUCAGGAAGGUCUUUGCGUCUUUAGUUAGCUUUUUUUUU